GGGAGGGAGAGGAUCGUCUUCCGAUAUCUUUCUUGCUUUAUCAGACAGUAGCAUUGUGGCUGUGAUAAAAGUCCCAUCUGUAUAUAAUUACUAAUUAAUAUGGUCUAUCACUCCAGUUUUGUUGAUGAGGAAGGAAUUACUAAAUCGUGUGGGUGCCCUCUACUUCCCCUUAAAAGCCACAUAAAAGGACCUGCUCCAGUUUCAGAACAAGAUAGCACUGAUGUUGUUGAUGAAGCAAUCACAUUCUUUCGUGCAAAUGUUUUCUUUAGAAACUUUGACAUCCAGAGCUCAGCCGAUAAGCUUCUCAUUUACUUAACAUUCUACAUAAAUAUUGCAUUAAAGAGGCUAGAAGGCUGUAGAACUUUGGCUGAAGGAACCAAAGCAAUUAUUAAUCUUGGUCUGGAAGAUGUUCCUGUACCUGGGGAGCCUGGAUUCCCUUUCCCAGGACUAUUUGCUCUUCCACAAUCUAGAAAGGAAGCAGAGCUCUUCAGAAAUUAUUUGAAGCAAAUUCGGGAAGAAACAAGUGGAAGAUUAUUGAGCGUGGCGUAUCGACCCAAUGGGACACCCAACAAAUGGUGGUUGGCAUUUGCAAAGAGGAAAUUUAUGAACAUUAUUGUACCUUGAAAUAUACAUUUCAAAGAUGGGCAUCAAUGGCUUAAACAACCUCUUCUCUAAAUAUAAGCCAAACCGUUCAUGAACAGGAUGAUAUGUUGAUGUAAAAUUGUUUCUUUUUUCUUUGUUUAAUCUUUAUGCUUCUUUAAUUCUUGCAGUGUAGUUCAAAACAUAUAUGGUUUUUAAGAAAAUAAUAAUUCUUAGGCCUCAUUUGUUUCC
Molecule: messenger RNA, 831 nt
Organism: Olea europaea var. sylvestris
Lineage: Eukaryota; Viridiplantae; Streptophyta; Magnoliopsida; Lamiales; Oleaceae
Product: actin-related protein 2/3 complex subunit 3
Exons: 5
Coding region: 100-624 (174 amino acids)
Biological process (GO): regulation of actin filament polymerization; Arp2/3 complex-mediated actin nucleation
Cellular component (GO): Arp2/3 protein complex; cytoskeleton
Molecular function (GO): actin filament binding
Source: RefSeq, a predicted model, not a curated record